This is a messenger RNA of Thelazia callipaeda (thelaziosis nematode), 1580 nucleotides long. The record is from the annotation of a GenBank genome assembly. Lineage: Eukaryota; Metazoa; Nematoda; Chromadorea; Rhabditida; Thelaziidae.
AUGGCUCAACCAAUUUUAAUUCAUAUUGGAGAUAAUAAUGAUAUAAAAAUCGAUGAAGACGAUUUUCGAGUGAUCAAUAAACACGAGCAGUCUGAUUCAGAAACAGACUGGCCGUCUGUACGAUUAAUUUCUGCAAUAAUAUUUUUUGGUAUGAUUCAAAUGUCAGUGAUUGGAAUGUCUGAAUGGCCUUAUAUGAAAGAAAUUGAUCCAUUUGCUACGUCAACAUUUUUUGGCUUAGUCAUUUCAGUGUCUUCAUUGGGACAUGCAAUUUGCGCUCCACUGAUGGGCUAUUGGAGUUCAGCUAUCAACCGAACAAAACCACCACUUGUUGCUGGUAGACUUAUUGCACUGUUUGGUUGCUUACUUUAUCUGUGCUUGGAGUUUUUUUCUAGUGGACGUCGUUACAUUAUGUUAUUUUGCUAUACAAUUUUUGGCAUUUCAAUGAGUUCCGUAAGUGUCAUGCGAGGUUACGUUGCUCGGAUUAGCACACUGAAGGAUAGAGCAAUGGCUGUUAGCUUAUUUGGAUUAGCAAUAAUGCUUGCCAUUGCUGUUGGCCCCGUAUUUCAGUUAUUGUUUACUUCUCUAAAAUAUCCGGGACUUAAUCUUGCAGCAAACAAGCUACUACUCAACAUUUAUACUGGACCAAUUUAUGUGGCUACUUGUUCUAAUAUCAUUAGUUUAAUCUUGAUUGUUUGCUUUUUUAAAGACAGAGACUGCAUUCUUCAUGAAAAAUCUGAGAUAGUCUGUAAAAGUCCAAACAGAAAAAAUACUUUAUUGACUGAUUUGUAUUCGUUUGAUCUAUCCUUGGCAAUAUCAUGUAUUCUGGUACGAAUGAUAGCAACUCUAAGCAUAACCAUCAUUCAUACUACUUCUUCACCUUUAAUGAUGUCAGUAUUCGACUGGUCAAGCAUUAAAACGGUCCGAGUUGGCUCGUAUACUCAAGCUAUUGUUGGCUUCUUCAGCAUGCUAAUAUAUAUUGGCUUUGCAAGUGGAAAAUUCACAAAAAUAAUAAGUGAAAGAUGUGGCGCACUUGUAGCCAUUGUAUUAUUUGCAUUAUUUUACUUACUAACUUAUCCAUGGAGUUUCUUCAGUGGAGUAAUAUCAAUCAGAGAAGAAGAAAAUAUGACUGGUUGUGAUGCUAAUAUUUAUAAAUGGUGUUUGACGUCAUACGCUGUAAGUCCUGUAAUAUACAUCGGUUCAGCAAUUUCUGUACUUGGAAUUGCAUAUACUUUGGUCGUCAUUACAAUAGAUACAUUAUACUCAAAAAUCCUAGGAAAUAUCGAUCAGAGCGUAAUGCAAGGGGUAUUCUUAUUCGCGCAAGAUAUUAUCAACGUUUGCGGUCCUAUUAUCAUUGCGUUAGUUUUACUUCCGUGCCUUUUAGCAUUAAUUAAUAUUGUCAAGCCAAGUUUUACAAAAUGGGGGCAGAAUUAUAUAUGGAUGGCAACAGAAGUAAUCAUAAUUGCUGUAUGCAUCCGAUGGAUUAUAGUAUACAAGGAAUUACCCAAAACAGCCACAGUUCUUGGAAAAUGGCUAAGUGAGGAGCAUAAACGGACAUGUAUAUGUGUAAGAAUUGCUUGAAA